Molecule: messenger RNA, 757 nt
Organism: Quercus robur (English oak)
Lineage: Eukaryota; Viridiplantae; Streptophyta; Magnoliopsida; Fagales; Fagaceae
Exons: 3
Coding region: 164-757 (197 amino acids)
Source: RefSeq, a predicted model, not a curated record
CGCAAAAAGGAGAGCUUUGAUCAAAUCCCAAGCCGUCAAGAAGAGGGAAUCCGGCGAGGUGGUUCCUAAGGUGUCGGCUUCAGCACCUAAGAGGAAACCAACAUCAAAAUCUGACCGUCCGUUUAAGCAACCAAAAGUCUCACUUGAGCCCGUGGUUGGUUUGAUGGCAGAGGGUGUCAAGACCGUCACCCCAGCUAAGAAGGGGACGGGUAAAGGACUGAUGACGGCCCCAGAGGGUAAGCAAGAAAGACCUCCUUCCCUUCUCCGUGAUGACUCCAAGUAUGCAUUGGAGAAGCUGUCGUCCAUCAUCACGGCAGAAGACUAUGAAGACCUGGGAAACCAUUCGACGGAGGCCAUGGGGGAGACGGGCCUCUUCUCCGUCGCUCAGUCCUUGGUCAUGAUGAAGGGACUACUUGACCGGUGUCUCAACCGUGAGAGUACCUUGGACCGGGUGCGCGCGAAGGCGCAGCAGACGGAGGAAGAGCUCGGACAACUUCAGAGAUGGAGGUCCAAGAUGGAGAAGAAGCUGGAGCUUUCUGAGCAGGCGAGGAAGGAGCUGGAGGAGAAGACGGCCACUUCGCUGACGGUCAUAGAGAAUAAAGAGGCUGAGAUCAAACAACUCAAAGAAGAUCUCCGUCAGGCUAAAGUGGCAGCCGUCGAGGAAUACCGAUGCUCGGAGUCCUGUUUGAGCGAGCUGUCGGACUCCUUCCUCCAAGGAUUCGAUGAUUCCCUCCGUCAAGUCCGUCCUCUUUCCUGA